UUUCAGAAUAUAUAUUAAACAAGAGAAAGCAAUUGCUGUCCCUUUAAUAUUGGAACUGUGCACAUUACAAUAGGUGUCACUGUGCACAGUCCAAUCGUUAUCGGUGACUUCAGCUAUUGGCUCAAAGCACUGGCUGUCUGACUCCAUCUGCAGGGCUGGAAUACCUACUCUCUUCGGAUCCAUUCAACGCACAACUUCAGCCAGCUGAACAGCUAGCACUGCUACAGCACAUCUUGCUAACCUAAUUCAAAAAACAAGUGCCACAGCUUAAUGCGUGGUACCUCUGCACAGGGUAGGGUUUUUCUCAGGUUUUUCAAGAAGCCCUGGCAAGAAAAUCGAAUAGGGAGUCAUGAUGGGGAUGUGUUUAACAAAGCAAGUGCUGGAUCAAACUUAGACCCGGCCAGGUUUUCUUCUUCAACACAGUGAAAAAGGUCACCUUGCCUAACUGGAAAGAGAAGCAAAGAUUCGGCUUUGCCUGUUUCCAUUAACAGUUUGCUCCGACUUUCUUUUUCCCAAUGCUGUUACCUUGUUAGGCUAUUCAGGCAGACACAGUACUCAUGGUAGAUGACAAGGGAAAGAACAUGAAAUGUCUCACCUUCUUCUUGAUGCUUCCAGAGACCGUCAAGAACAGGUCCAGGAAGAGCUCUAAGAAGGGAAAUAGCAGCAACAGCAGCAAGUUACCACCAGUUUGCUAUGAAAUCAUUACCUUGAAGACAAAAAAGAAGAAGAAGAUGGCUGCUGAUAUUUUUCCCCGGAAGAAGCCAGCCAACUCUAACACAACCACUGUCCAGCAAUAUCACCAGCAGAACCUCAAUAACAACAACACUCUCCCGGCCCCAAAUUGGCAAGGGCUUUAUCCCACCAUCAGAGAGAGAAAUGCGGUGAUGUUCAACAAUGACUUGAUGGCAGAUGUUCAUUUUGUGGUUGGGCCACCAGGUGGGACGCAGCGGUUGCCAGGACACAAAUAUGUUUUAGCAGUUGGGAGUUCUGUAUUCCAUGCAAUGUUUUACGGAGAGCUUGCUGAGGACAAAGAUGAAAUACGUAUACCAGAUGUCGAACCUGCUGCUUUUCUCGCUAUGCUGAAAUAUAUCUAUUGCGAUGAAAUCGACCUGGCGGCCGACACAGUGCUAGCGACGCUGUAUGCUGCCAAAAAGUAUAUAGUCCCUCACCUGGCCCGCGCCUGUGUCAACUUUCUGGAGACCAGCCUGAGUGCCAAAAACGCCUGUGUAUUGCUCUCCCAAAGCUGCCUGUUUGAGGAGCCUGACCUGACCCAGCGUUGCUGGGAAGUGAUCGACGCGCAAGCCGAACUGGCUCUGAAAUCCGAGGGGUUCUGUGACAUCGAUUUCCAGACCCUAGAAAGCAUACUGCGCAGAGAGACUCUGAAUGCCAAAGAAAUCGUGGUUUUCGAGGCUGCCCUCAGCUGGGCCGAAGUGGAGUGCCAGAGGCAAGAACUGUCCCUGAGCAUCGAGAAUAAGCGCAAGGUCCUGGGCAAAGCGCUCUACUUGAUACGCAUCCCUACGAUGGCCCUCGAUGAUUUUGCAAAUGGGGCCGCCCAGUCUGGGGUCUUGACACUCAACGAGACCAAUGACAUCUUCCUCUGGUACACCGCUGCCAAGAAGCCGGAGUUGGAGUUUGUGAGUAACGCCCGGAAGGGCCUCGUCCCCCAGCGCUGUCACCGUUUCCAGUCCUGCGCCUACCGGAGCAACCAGUGGCGUUACCGGGGACGGUGCGACAGCAUUCAGUUCGCUGUCGACAAGAGAGUGUUCAUUGCCGGCUUCGGGCUGUACGGAUCUAGCUGUGGCUCAGCAGAAUACAGCGCCAAGAUUGAACUCAAGCGCCAGGGGGUCAUCCUGGGCCAGAACUUGAGCAAGUAUUUCUCCGACGGAUCCAGCAACACGUUCCCGGUUUGGUUCGAAUACCCGGUGCAGAUUGAACCAGACACCUUUUACACAGCAAGCGUGAUCCUGGAUGGGAACGAAUUGAGCUAUUUUGGACAGGAAGGAAUGACGGAAGUGCAGUGUGGUAAAGUGACCGUCCAGUUCCAGUGCUCUUCAGACAGUACUAACGGCACUGGCGUGCAGGGAGGACAGAUUCCAGAACUUAUAUUUUAUGCCUGAAGACACAUUUCCAAAAGAAACGAAGUUUCAUUCAGAACGCCUUGAUGCUUAGCUUAUCUGCAGAUGUGUGAGCAGUACAGGUAAUGUGUCAUUAAUGAAGCUGUGGGCAGUUUUCUCCUUUCUUUUCGCCUUUUAAUUUUAGAAAGGUUUAAAAGCGGUAUUCACCUUUCAACUAGAUGCUCCAGUGCCAAGUUCUAAUUAAGGCUUUAUUUUAGGAGUUGUGCCUAUACACAGAUAUGUCAUGUAUUUUUUUUCUUCCUAAAUGUUGCCCGUUCCACAGCAAUUGUCUAGAGUUCUUGUGUAUUCCAUUUUUAAACGUUAGUUUUAACCAGUAAGAAUAUGGGCAUAUUCUUAAAGGUGAUGGUGGAGGCGGGAUUUUGAAACUAUUACAGAAAAGUUACAGCCCCAGGGAGUUUGGAAGAACACUACACCUCACCAAAAGGAAAAGUUUGAAUUUUAGGUAAAGAUUUCUGCAGUGUGAUGUAGUAGCCCCUUCAGAAUUAUAUAUCGUUCUUUUUUUGACUCCGUUUCUGGCCGUUGCUCUGUCCUAAAAGAAGUAAUCAUAGCGGCAUUUACUGCUUGAAGUCAAGAUGGCUUAUCUCUGAACCCUACUCGACUCACUCUAGAAGAGGAAGUGGAGGGUGCUUUGAAAUCACUUUCAGGAUGGGGCUAAAGUUAGUGAGGUGGUGGUGUCCCCCUUCAGAGACUUUGCCAUUUCAGUGCCUACGGGCAUCCUCUAAACUGUCUCCGUGGAGCCUCUCCUCCCAUUCUCUGGAGAGGGCAGAGGCCCGGAGGUUUUCAGCCACAGAGGCUGCCCCUCAAAGCGUGACUCACCAGGUUCCUUCCCAAAAUGUCAGGAGCGAUGCUGUGGGUAUGCACCCUGACCUUCCCGAGGCUGGGAGUGGGAGAUGGGUUUGUGCCCUUCUCCCAAACCUUUUCCGAGUCAUCUCACAGUCAACGUUGCCGUGAGUGAGAGAGACCGCGUGGGCUGGAGGUUGAAAGGUCAAAGCCGCUAAUUCUCCAGAGCACCGUGAUUAAACAAGAGAUCAGCCAAAAAUAUGGAUCCCUGGACUAUGAAACUCAAUGUGAAUAACUUAAGGUUCUGUUUUCUUUUUUAAAAAUCUUUCAGUAGCUGUACAAGCUUAUUAUAGUGUUGCGUGUUCUGUCAAAGAGAAGGGGGCCACAGGCUGGUUAGUUGAGAAGAAAGGCAGUUCUGGAAGGAGCAUCAGGUUAGGAGCCUAGUCAGAGCACUAGUUGGAACGCAGUUUUUGAGAGGGCCACUCUCCCUAGUCGGCCGCUGGCACUUGUCUCGCAGCCACUCCGCCUGGUAGGCACCGGCAGCAUUUUUCCACUGCUAUGCCGGUCCACGGCGAGGCGCGGACAGGCCACAGGUCUGGACAAAUGUGGGCCUGGCCCCUCUGGGGGAAGCCUUAGCUGAGGGGCGUUCCCGCCGCGCCACUUCAGGGUCUGCACCUCUGGGCCACUUCUCUGAAGUCCCAGGCUGCCGCCCCGGGACCCCCAAAAUCCUGGCUCUCCUAGCAGUGGUACGGCUGGGCGGGAGAGAGCAGCUCAGGGCCCAGGGGUGGGGGCUGGACACUGGCAUGGGACUCUGGAGCGGCAGCCCCAUUGGGAAGUGGUGCGAGAGUCCCAGAACUGGGCAUCUGUGCCCAGGAUCUAGCCAGAAGCUGUUGUCCCAGCCAGAAUGGCUUGGCUACCCUCUAGUAUGUUUGCCAACCCCUGCUAGGAGGUGCUCGCUUUUCACGUUUCAAGCCAAAACAGGACCAAACCAAUAUUUGGAGGAAUGGCUGGAUAUUAAUCAUUUUAUAUAGCACAACGUGUAAAUGUAAUGUAGCACUACUUUUACUCCUUGUUUUUUCUUCGAUAUGCUUUAACCGUAUGCUUUCGUAUGUUAGUACUUAUCUAAUUAUUCCUUAAUUGUGAGGAUUGUGGCCCCUAGCCACCUGAAAGCUGCCAGCAUAGGUCUACAGGGUACAAAAUAUGGUCUAGAGUGAUGAAACUCCAUUUACACUUGGUAUCCAAAACAUCAACUUCAAAGGAGGGUUUCGUGGAUAACGUAAACAAUGAGCAUUUGUGGAAAGGGCAAGUGGGGAGCCUUUUUUUGACAAGAAAUGUUCUUUUGCUUAAUUGAAGUAAAAUAACUUGUAGCAAUUUAGCACAUUAGUGGUGUUUAGUAGAUGGUAAUGAUAUGGUAAGUGCUCAAAAAUGCUUUAAGUGAAGAUUCUUUGGGGUGGUGGGGGAGGAGCAGAAGUCUAAUUGGAAAAGUAUUGUCCUUUUUUUUCAUUGUUAUUGUUCUUGUUCAUUGUCAGACUUUUCUGGCUACUCUUCCCUUUCAUCCUCCCUCCCCCCCCAAAAAAAAAAAAACACUUAAAAGAUUUAACAGUUUAGUGAACGGUUCUAAAAAUGGUGACAGCCAGGUAUUACGCUGCUGAGAGAUUAACAAUUUCUCAUCUCAGAGCAGAAUUUGCAUUUAGCAAUUCAUAAACCUUAGGCAGCCUGGUGAUAUAUAUAAUCCUGCCUUAAAAUUGUACCCCAUCUUCCUUAACUCUGAUGUGGUAAUGUAGUCUGAAUGUUUAUUCAGUCAAUCAAUCAUGAAACGAUAAUCCUUGUAGGGCAUUUAAUUAAAUAACUAUAUUUCCUGGUAAUUUUCCGAACAACAUAGAAAUAGCCAACCGAAUCGUGCGUUUUAUGAAUGCACUGUAUAAAUAUGACUAUGGUAAACUAGUUUUAGUUGGAGACAUAGAUAAAGGGAAAAAUGAGUACUCUUCUGCCCAUUUAAUUGGCAAAUUGUAAAUUAGGCAUACAUAUAUUAAUCUUGUUUUGCCUUCAUUAUGUUAGCCAAGUGGAAUGGAAGAUGAGGGGUUGCUUUAACUUUCCUGAGUUUAUUCCUGGUGUGAUAGAGUAAAGCUGGAGGCCAUAUUUCUGACAAAACAGGGAACUCUAACUGGCAUAAAAACACAACUUUAUUAAAUAUUGAAAAUGCUGUAGAUGCUAUUUUUAAAUGUACUUGGGCAGUCUUUGUACUUCAUUGUUAAUUUAGGGGCUUAGAGGGAAACUCUGCUAGCAGUUCUAAUGUAACAUACUUUAAGCAUAUCUUCAGUAGUAUUUAAAUAGAUGUUCUAAUUUCUACAUAAUUAUUGCACUGUACUUUUUUUGUUAUGCUAUGGUGUUGUAAUAGGUUCAGCUAAUUUCAGGUCGUCGUGUGCUUGAAUUUAGCAGGCUUACAGCAUUAUUUAUGAAGGACAGAUGUAUAAGUAUGAAGUACCUCAUGUUGAAUGUUAUUGUACUGUAUCUUUAAUGUAACAGUGCAACUCUUGUUAGACACAUGAAUGUGUAUAAUGUUAAAUAUGAAUAAAAUAAAGCUGGUUCUUAGCCUUG
Tachyglossus aculeatus (Australian echidna) is the source of this 5513-nucleotide messenger RNA. It is a transcript of the gene BTBD3, whose product is annotated as BTB domain containing 3. Gene Ontology annotation, biological process: cerebral cortex development; dendrite morphogenesis; neurogenesis. The transcript is spliced from 4 exons. Gene Ontology annotation, cellular component: cytosol. Lineage: Eukaryota; Metazoa; Chordata; Mammalia; Monotremata; Tachyglossidae. The coding region runs from base 558 to 2117 and encodes 519 amino acids. The record is from RefSeq and is a predicted model, not a curated record. Gene Ontology annotation, molecular function: protein binding.